Messenger RNA from Macrosteles quadrilineatus (aster leafhopper), 2240 nucleotides. RefSeq lists its product as uncharacterized. The transcript is spliced from 4 exons. The record is from RefSeq and is a predicted model, not a curated record. The coding region runs from base 1 to 441 and encodes 146 amino acids. Lineage: Eukaryota; Metazoa; Arthropoda; Insecta; Hemiptera; Cicadellidae.
AUGCUACCCGUAAAGAUAAUACCCGGGCGACGCACAGUCAAGAAUGGUAUGGAUGGAGGGGUGGUAGGUAAAUUGCAAGCAGGCCCAAACUUUGGCGACCGACUGGCUACCGAGCCCCGUCGCCACUGCGGUAGCCAAGCCACUGGCUACCCAUAUUGGCGACGCUGCGUUGUAGCAUAUGGAGCUUAUUACACUAGGUCGCCAGUAUCAUCACGUCACCACUCGGAAGUGGCAUUCAGAGAGUUUGAGUCAGCUUGUGAGCAGAGCCCAACAUGUGCCGCACUGAAGGGUCUUGAGAGAUUCAAGUGUGUGAGAGAAUGCAUAUCACCUACCUGCUACCAUCACAUCUACUACAAGGAUCAGAUUGAAGAAGGUGAAAUAGACGUCCGUCUGAACUCAUUCAAGGGCUGCUUCAUUCAGAGGACAGGAAGGACUCGUUAAACGUCAGCUUCAGAAGCAGUUUUUGACUCGAGACUUCAUCUGUGGCUUCCAUACCUCUGGCAGUGGUUUUGGGCUGAUAAGUCAGUGAGAGGCCAGCAGGGAGAAAACUACUCAAGCUGCAGUAUUAUAAUGCUCUUCCUUCACUGAUUAAAUAUGCAAAUAAAUAUAGAUGGCACUUUAAUAACAACAGAGAAGCAUAUAUUCCAUUGCACACUUGUCUAUUAGUAUUAGUCAAGAAACAUUCAUAAGCUAACAGCUUUUAAAGUUAGUUUUUAAAAGCGUUGUAAUUAAUAAACUUUAAUUGUUCAUCAAACUACUCAUCAACCAAAACGUUUAUAGUUUGUUAAGGGAAAAAUAGUUUUGAUGACUUAAACUGGCAAAAAAAAAACUUGUAGAAGUCCCAUUAAUUUGUGCAGAUAUUCACUUAACUCUCGUAGUAGAACUCAUAUUUCUGAAUGCUUUUGCAGUAAUUUAGUAAAACACAAUAACAAUGAUUGACUAUGCUACAUCACAGAGAAGUAAGGUACAAGAAAAACUUGCUCAUAGGACAACUGUGCACUUUCAGUUCUAGUACGAUGUGCCGGAAAUAUACACUUGUGACAAGCAAGGAGAAAGAGCCCGAGCAGCGAGCACUGUGAGGAAUUUCUUAUUGCAAAAAGGGUUCUCCACCAUGAGCGUUGUAGGACAAGAGGAUGAGGGCAGGGGGGGGGGGUAUUGGACUUUGCCAUAGACACCAGUGACUAAUGCUAGUCACCAUAAGUGUACCAUUGAGUGGUUCCUCUGUACAUUACUUCUCUGUGGCUACAUUCAAGUUGAACUUCAAUAUAAACUGUUAUAAAGUAACAUGAUUUUACGUAUUACUUUUCAUUUUACACAAUAUAAUAAAUAAAAUAGGUUCUCAUGUGUACAUUAACGUAAAUAAAGUGAAUUUCAACAUUAGAACAAAUGGCUGGGGGGCUAGGAAUAAAGCUCAUAUCUAUUAGCAUUAUUCAAUAUUCCCGCCAAGUUUAAUGUAAAUCGUUCAAUAUACAUAGCCAUUAAGCAAAAAUUUAUUUUCUACAUAAUGUUAGCACACAACCAAAGUUUUACAAUGUUACUUUUUCAUCACUUUUCAUACAAUAGGUUUAUCAUAUGAUUUAAAUAGACCUUCCACCUCCAUUAUACAGGGUCAGUUAGUAUACGUUCCAACUAAAAUGUCAUUACCCAACAAUCUUUGGUUUAUCAUACUUUAAGGGUUAAGUCCAGACUGGUAACAUGGCAGACUGUGAAACCAAGGAAGCAAUGAAUGUCUUGGGCUUCUUGUGUUCUGGUGCCACCACCAAAUCUCAGUACUACAUGAUAACGGACAUACCCUUGCUCUGUUGCUAUGUGGACGGGCUAAUACAAGGUAAAUUGGAAUAUUCUGCCAACUUAUUUGAUAAAAAAAAAUAGUAAAGAAAUCACAUUUUAAUGUACAGUGGAGAUUUCUUAAUAACGGGGAUUUCUUAGUAAAGUUUUACUUUGAUAAACUUGUAGUUAUUAUGAAUUAUUUUAUUUUAUCAUCAAAGCUAGUAUUUCUUGGAAUUAGUAUAUGUUUCCUUUUUGUGAUUUGUAAUAUCAUAAGUGCAUUACAGUUUGAAGAUUAAAUUUGUGGAGUACUUAAGGGCUUCUUUAAUGUACAUUUUAUAACUAAACCUUAAAAAUAUUGAGCAAGUUGUACAACUAACUAUUCUUUUUAUUAUUGUAAACAGUUAGUAGACAUAUUAUGUAUUGAAAAACAAAUUGUUAUUUAUUUCCUAUCCACUAUUUUCAUUUUUAAA